Molecule: messenger RNA, 294 nt
Organism: Rangifer tarandus platyrhynchus (Svalbard reindeer)
Lineage: Eukaryota; Metazoa; Chordata; Mammalia; Artiodactyla; Cervidae
Source: the annotation of a GenBank genome assembly
AUGCUGCUCUGCGUGCAGAAGCUAACGGCACAGGAGGCGUGCAUCAAAGGGCUGGUCUCCCGGGUGUUCUGGCCUGGGACUUUCACCCAAGACGUCAUGGACUGCAUCAAGGAGCUCACCUCUUGCAACACCGUCGUGCUGGAGGAAUCCAAGACCCUUGGGCACUGCAACAUGAGGUUGGAGCUGGAGCAGGUCAACGAGCGGGAGUUCGAGGUGCUAAAGAAGAUCUGGGGCUCGGCGCAGGGCAUGGGCUCCAUGCUCAAAUACCUGCAGAGGAAGACUGAUGAGUUGUGA